AUAUUAUCCAUCGUUAUCUUAUUCAUAUCUUAACAAGAAUUGUUUCAAUGCAGAAUUAGCGGUGUUGAAAAACUUGGAGACUUUGGAUUUAAGCCUUACUGAGCUUAGUUCCCUAACAAUGCAAGAUUCUAAACUGCUGUCUAAUUUGAGCAAGAUGAGACAUCUGGAUCUAAGUGGUAAUCAUUUUGACAAGGAUGCCUUCAGGAUUUUGGGUGCUCUCCCAUCCCUUAAGUUUAUAUCCUUAGAGUCCAAUAGAAUCGAAGGACCACUUUCUAACCAAGAAUUGACUUAUAAUCUUAGCAAUCUAGAGGUCCUCCUCCUCAAAUCUAAUAAGCUCAAUGGAACGCUACCAAUGGAAGGCAAGAAAUUUGUUUUUUAAAUUGACUUAGGAUCACCCUGCAAUCUUGAUUGUAUUUUGUUAAGCUCUCUUGGCUCGAUUUUACCUUUGUCAUUUGUUUUGGUAGGUUUGACAUCCUUUCGCCGUUUGGAGAUCUUAGAUUUGAGUGAGAAUAAUUUCUUUGCAAGUAUUCCUCCAUCCAUAGGAGCAUUAUCUUCUCUGAAAGCUCUAUCUCUGGCUCAAAAUUACCUUAAUGGUUCUUUACCAAUUCAAGGUAAAAAUUAUAUUCGUUAAGGUUAUCUAUUAUAAACUAGAAGGCCAACAAAAAUUCUAUUUAUUCCUUUCUUUUAUUUAUUUAUUUGCUUCAUGCUUGUUUAAUUUGUUUAGCAUUGAAGAAAACUAUAAACUAGCAUCAUAUUUCUUUUUUCAAGAGUUAGGUGGAGUUUGAUAAAAUUACAAGUUGAAAAUUAAGUACUGAAAAUUAAAAGCUAAAUUCUUUUAGUUGAAAAGUUAUUUGAUAAAAAUUUAAGUGUUGAAAUUGUUUGAUAUGUAAGAGAUUAAAUUUGAAAUUUAUUAUUUUCAAAUUAUAUGUUUCAAAUUUUAUAUUGUGAUGGUGGUGGUGGUGAUGAUGGUGAGGUUAUAACGGUAUAUGUCAAUGCUUGUGCAUAAGUAUUUAUAAAUUCAGCUAGUAUUAAGUAAGUUUCAUAUCAUUUAAAACUUUCUUAACUUUUAGCAUAAAUUUUAAGACCACUUAAAUUUUUAAGUGAUGUUAAUUAUAAUUAUCAAAAGGAUGUAAUUGAUUUUCAUUCAAUACAUUUGGUUUUAAAUAUUGAAUUUUGUUAUCGAACAACAUUUUAGUAUACAUCUUAUAAUAACAAAUUUUUUACAUAAAUCCAUGGCAUUACAAACAAUACGUGUUUCAUAAGCUUCUUGUUUUGUAGGUUUGUGCAAAUUGAAGAAACUUGAGGAGUUAGAUCUCAGCCAUAACCUCUUUGAAGGGAUCCUUCCUCCAUGCCUAAGCAAUUUGAGAUCUCUCAAGUUUUUUGAUAUUUCUCUAAACCAAUUCACAGGAAACCUCUCUCCAUCUAUGUUUGAAAGCCUCAACUCCCUAGAGUACAUUGGUCUUAGUCAUAAUCGUUUCGAGGGUUUAUUCUCUUUCAGGUCAUUUGCAAACCAUUCAAACCUUGAAGUGGUUGAAUUGAUAAGUGAAAAUGACAAAUUUGAGGUAGAGACUGAAUUUACAGAUUGGAAUCCCAUGUUUCAGUUGAAAGUCCUUGUUCUAUCAAAUUGUAAUCUAAACAAGCUCUCUGGCGAUGUUCCAAAAUUUCUCCUUUACCAAAACAGGCUAAUGUUCGUUGAUAUCUCUCACAAUAACUUGACAAGUUCUUUCCCAAACUGGCUACUGGUAAACAACACGAGACUAGAACAUUUAAUCUUGCAGAAUAACUCUUUUGUUGAUCUAUUUUUUCUGCCGCAAUACUGCUAUACAAGUAUUUCCCGAAUUGACAUCUCUGACAAUCACUUCAGUGGGAAAAUUCAAGCCAACAUUGGGGAUAUGUUUCCAUAUAUUCGAUACAUAAACUUAUCCAGGAAUGCUUUUGAAGGUGGUAUCCCAUCCUCAUUUGGUAAGAUGAGUAACUUGGAUGUUCUGGAUUUAUCCACUAAUAAUUUUUCAGGGGAGGUACCGAACCAGUUAGUUCGAAAUUGCAUAUCUUUAGGAGCUUUAAAAUUAUCAAAUAACAAUUUUUGUGGCCAAAUCUUUUCAGUUGACUUCAACUUGACGCAGCUAUGGAUUUUGCAGUUGAAUGAUAAUCAAUUUACAGGACCUGUAACAAAUGUGCUCUCCAAAUUGCAUGAAUUGUAUUUCCUUGAUAUUAGCAACAACUACAUGACUGGUAAGAUUCCAAGUUCAAUGGGUAACAUGACAUCGUUGAGAACACUAAUCAUGGGAAAUAAUUCAUUCAAUGGUGAGUUCCCAUGUGCAUUGGUUCCAAGGGUGUUUAUGGAUAUCUCUUAUAACUUAUUUUCAGGAUCAAUACUUCCUUCUUGCUCAAACCCAAACCUACAAUACUUGGAGCAUAUGCAUUUGCAAGGAAACAAGUUCACAGGGUUAAUUUCAAGGGCUCUCCUUAAUUCGUCAUUUCUUUUGACUCUGGAUAUUAGAGACAACAUCUUUUUUGCUAGCAUUCCUGAUUCCAUUAGGCUACUUUCCAACAUCAGAAUUCUUUUGUUCAGAGGGAACCAACUGAGCGGUUCAAUUCCAACUCAAUUGUGUCAAUUAAAUAAGAUAAGUUUGAUGGACCUUUCCAAUAACUAUUUAGAUGGGUCUAUUCCCCAUUGUUUCGAUAAUUUCACCUUUGGCAUGAUAGGGGCUAGUGACCAGGCCUUCAUGCAGACAAUUGUAUCUUCGUCCGGUAGGAAUACGUUUUACAAAUAUGAUGGUGUCCUAGAAACGAAUUUUGAAAUCCAUGACAUGGAUACCAUGUAUAACAAAGUAGAUGAAGUUGAGUUUGUUACCAAAAGUAGGACUAACUUCUACAGGGCUGGUAGCAUCCUUAAUUUCAUGUCUGGAUUGGAUCUGUCAUGUAACAAACUAACAGGUGAAAUACCUUUUGAACUAGGGAAGCUAAGUAGUGUUCGAGCACUGAACUUGCCUCACAAUCUCUUGACUGGACCCAUCCCAAAGACCUUCUCAAACCUUGCCCAAAUAGAGAGUUUGGACCUUUCUUACAACAGUUUGAGCGGAAACAUCCCAACAGAACUAAUCAAUCUAAAUUUUUUGGAAGUGUUCACUGUGGCUCACAACAAUUUAUCAAGUAAAAUAUUAGACAGGAAAGCACAAUUUGGGACCUUUGAAGCGAGCAGUUAUGAAGGAAAUCCAUUUCUUUAUGAACUGCCAUUGGAGAAAAAUUGCACAACCAUCAUUGAUUUGCCAUACUCGCCAACAACAGCAUCCUCAGAUGAAACUGAGGGAAAAUGGUAUGAUAUUGAUCUACCGAUUUUUUCUACAAGUUUUAUAGGAAUGUACAUCACUUUCUUGUUUGGAUUUGCUGCUAUUCUUUACAUCAACUCAUACUGGAGACAAAGGUGGUUCUAUUUGAUUGAGGAGUGUAUGUAUUCUAAUUAUUAUUUUAUUUCUAAUACUCUUUACAACAUAUUAGGCCAUCUCAAUAAUUAG
Molecule: messenger RNA, 3515 nt
Organism: Camellia sinensis
Lineage: Eukaryota; Viridiplantae; Streptophyta; Magnoliopsida; Ericales; Theaceae
Source: RefSeq, a predicted model, not a curated record